CAAAACUGCAAAGCUAGGCUCUUUAUUUUUUCGGUUGCUCAGGCGGAGGAAAAGUUGUUUCAAACGGCUCAAGUAAUGUGGAUAAAUUGGCUUUCAGAUAUAUGAUGUGUAAGGUGGAGUCAAGCACAGAUUCAGAGUCUGAUGUUAGUCCCAGAUGGUCAGACACCAGCACUAUGGGCUGUGUUAGCAGUGCAGCAGAAAGCAGACCAGUCCAGCGGAGUUUGUUAUGCGGACAUAAGCCUGCUGGUCGACAUCCUUCAUAUCACUGCUUGUCCAUAGAUCCCUACGAUGGGAGCUCAGAGGACUCAGACGUGUCCGACUCACUGAGCUUCCCCUGGAGGCAGAGGCAGCCGCAGGCGGGCUGUCGUUGGGGGAGGACCAGCCGCCGGGUCCCCUUUCACUCUGCCCCCCCACUCCUCCGAGGCGUCAGCCUGAACGAGCUGAGGGCCGUAGAGACAGAACCUGGCAGGGCUGAGCAGAACCAACAGAAGACCUUGGACAUCCAGAUGAGGUCAACCAGCGAGUUGGAUCAUUGGAUUUGUGGCUUGGAGACCUCAUCCUCUGGCCAUAGCAGAGAGGGAGAGAGUAAUCUGCCUGAAAGCACUUUUGAAUCAGGAGGGCGAACUAGAUCUGUGGAUUCUGGGAUGCAUACCACAUCCUCCCCUUUCCCCUGUGUGGGAGAAAAUUCUCUCUGCCUUCCAGGAAUGUCUCCAGAGAAGUCUGUAGACAGCCCCUUCCCUCUCAGCUGUGCAUCCAAAAGAAAGUUGGGUCUUCUUGGUGUGCCAGGCAAGGAGGAAGAGACUAGGAAGAGGCUGUGUGUCUCUAGAAUGGAGAUGGGAGAAGACUCUAGUAUGGAUGUGAGUUAG
This is a messenger RNA of Hypomesus transpacificus, 866 nucleotides long. RefSeq lists its product as uncharacterized. The record is from RefSeq and is a predicted model, not a curated record. The transcript has 4 exons. Bases 102 to 866 code for a protein of 254 amino acids. NCBI's taxonomy places the organism in Eukaryota, Metazoa, Chordata, Actinopteri, Osmeriformes, Osmeridae.